Molecule: messenger RNA, 779 nt
Organism: Puccinia graminis f. sp. tritici CRL 75-36-700-3
Lineage: Eukaryota; Fungi; Basidiomycota; Pucciniomycetes; Pucciniales; Pucciniaceae
Exons: 4
Biological process (GO): regulation of store-operated calcium entry
Cellular component (GO): endoplasmic reticulum membrane
Source: RefSeq, a predicted model, not a curated record
CUGAGGGUUUCUCACCCGGCCACCACAAAGUUCUCGACCAACCGAGAAAUUUGAGAAAUUUUCUAGAACUCCUGAAUACAUCUCCUCCCAAAAGGAAGCUCGCCAUCUCAAAGCACCCACAUACAUAGACCGACGACAACCCCAGACGACUGCAAGCGCAAACUGAAUUUUCGACGAGCCUCAUCCGGAUUGCAACUGUUGACAAACAAAUCAGAUGGUUUCUAAUUCCAAGGUCUUGCUCUCCGAAAUCCCAACGCUCACCUUCUUCGACGGUGAGAAGACAAACUUUCGUCGGACCUCGCCAGUCGAUCAACUGGUCUGUCAAGGACCCGGGUGCAACAUCUUUCGGCCUGAUGUCAUCCAGUGCUACAAUAAAGGCGGUUCGGGAACUGAUGUCAAUUGGAAAUGCGAGGCCGACCUUCCGGCCAAACUGAAACUUGGUCGAGUUGAAGUGGGAUGUGAAGGAUGGUCGAACGCAAACGAUCCACACGUACUCAAAGGCUCAUGCGCUUUGACUUAUACCCUCAAGUUCGAUGCCUCUUCAAAAUACGACUCUUCACACAAUGAUGGAUUGACAGAUACGGCUUGGUUCUUCUGGUUGAUCAUCAUCGGAGUCACCAUCUUCAUCAUAUACCCCUUUCUCCGUUCCCUUCUCGUGCGCUUUCUACCUACGCUCGAUCCCGUCUUACCAGGAUCAUCAUCGGGAGGUGGUGGGGGUGGCGGCGGCGGUGGUGGUUGGGGUGGAGGCGGUGGCCCUGGUCCACGUUUCUGGGGUGGAG